Messenger RNA from Chilo suppressalis (striped riceborer), 5053 nucleotides. Lineage: Eukaryota; Metazoa; Arthropoda; Insecta; Lepidoptera; Crambidae. The record is from the annotation of a GenBank genome assembly.
GUACCUAACCAUCGACGUUUGUCAUUACAAAAAUUAAAAUUAUAAACAUCACAGAAGGUUUUGAACAUGUUUUGAACCGAUAUAUAAAAUAAAUCAUUUAAAUGGUCAUCAAAUACCUAACCAUGAAGUAUCUGUAAAGAAACAUGUAGAAAUAUUCAUUGCUUCUCAAUAAUUUAAGAAAUCAAGAAACCUAUGUUGCAUAUCUCCUGUUAAACCUCGAGAAAACAACAAUUCCGAUUCAAAAUUCCGAGAAAAAAUUAAAACAAUCCCGAGAAUCAAACACAAUGGCCCGUCGUAACGAAGAUUUUGAUGAAUUUUGUGAUCCAGAAAAUCCUAAAACUAUUAAUCAAUCGGAUAUCCAAGAUGCAGCAAAUCGGUUGAAACCAUACAUUUUGAAGACACCAUGCGUCCCAUCACAUUAUCAACGGGAUUUCGUUAUGAAUUUAUAUUACAAGUUAGAAACGGUCCAGACAACCGGCAGCUUCAAAGACAGAGGAGCUUUAAAUGCUUUGCAACUCCUUCCCUUGGAUAAAAAGAAACUUGGAGUAGUUGUAGCUUCCUUAGGUAAUGAAGCUGCCGCUAUUUGCUACCAUGCUGCUAAAAUGAACGUCCCAGUCAUUGUGGUGAUGCCCCAUGCAGUGCCCUUAGCGAAGAUGCAGAAAUGCAGUAGCCUCGGUGCGAAAGUAGUGGUACAAGGAACCAAUCUAAUGGAGUCACAGAUAUACGCGCGAGCGAUUGCGCGAGAUAAAGGUCUCACCUUUAUUAAUGGACGUGAUCACCCUCAUGUGCUCUCUGGUUACGGCACCCUGGCAUUAGAGAUCCUGGACCAAGUGCCUAAUGUGGACGCUGUGAUCCUGCCCGUUGGCACGGGAGGGUUGGCCGCAGCAGUCGCGUCAGUCAUCAAGAACCACAAACCAAACUGCCUUGUAUAUGGAGUACAACCAGAAUCAGUGCCGACGUUUUUCAAGUCUUUAGAAAACAAUGAUCCAGUGGUGACUCUCCUCCAAACUACCAUAGCAGACGCGAUAGCUACUCCCAACGUCGGGGUAAACUCGUUCGAAAACGCCCACCAACUUCUCGACAAGAUGUUGCUAGUAAAAGAAGACUGGAUAGCUCGUGCUAUACUUCACCUAAUAGAAAAAGAAAGAUACGUAGUCGAAGGUGCCGGUGCAUGCCCUCUAGCCGCUAUUAUUGGUAAUUUAGUUCCUGAACUCAAAAUAAACAAUGUGGUUUGUGUCCUAAGUGGAGGAAACAUAGACCAAAUAACUUUGGGUCGCUGCAUCGACAGAGGAAUGGCAGCAGAGGGACGCUUAGUGCAAUUUAGAGUUGGAAUAAACAAUAGCAUAUCAGCAAGUACUCAAUUGCUGAAACUUCUUGCUAAUGGAGGAUACAACGUUGUGCGUCAAUUCAGAGAUAAAUGGUGGAUGGAAGACGAGAGUUACAAUAUCGAGGUAAAACUCGUGUGCGAAACAAAAGGAAUGGAGCAUGCAUUAGAAUUGAAAAGGAUAAUUGAACGCGCAUACCCUGGCACCUCAGUAUUCGAGACAGAACCGUUCAAUGACAAGAGAACCUGCCCAUGCUACGUUAGGAAAUCUAUUCUAUAGCAUUUUCUGAAAUAAUACCUUCUUGCAUAGCGAAAUAUCUUUUAAUGUAACAAUCAAACAGGUUUUGACAGUGGUAGCCGCAGACUUAACUUUCAGAUGUAUCCCAUUCUUAAUUGUUACAUUCUGUGGUCAAUGGAUGAGUCAAUGUGAAAAAAAAACUAUAGGUCGAGUAAACUCAAAUCAGUUUUCUGGGUGUCGCCAUGGUUCACAAGUCCCAUGCAAAAAUAAUGUUUUAUUUUAUCUUUUGUUAAUGUUUAAAGGGUGGCAAUCAAGCAUAUGGCCUGACUGAUGCUAAGCGGCCGCUAUAGCCUAUUGUAGCUUGCGAUCUCAGAUUACAGAACUUAAGGCAGAUGGAACGCAAGGUACCUACAGAGAUUGCCUACCACUAAAACAAAUAUCAAGUCAAAAGCUAAUAUCAACUCGCUUCAGUUCACUACAACGCAUCGUGUUGUGAAUACGUUCCGUAAAUGUGUUAAUUUUUAUCAAAACUGUGCCGCCUUGUUCAAACAUGUAAAAACUGUUCACGAAGACAAAAAAAUCGCUUUACUUUUGACUUGAUCAGACCCGUCUUUCCCAGUGGGCACUUUGGGCAAGUGCCCAGGGCCCCGCGAUCGAUAGGGGGCACCCCUUAGAUCAAAUACAAAGUCCCUAGUUCCUGUUAAAUCACCAAACGGAAGUAGGGGCGCCAUUAUCCUAAUAUGCCCAGGGCCUCCAAUAUAAUAGGUCAAAGACGGCACUGGACUUGAUAUUUACUUUAGUAGUAGCCUUUCGCUCGCUAAUCAGAGCUUGUGAUACUAAAGCUAUCACUCGCGCCGUUGCCCUUACAAAAUCCCCUACCCCAUGGAGUCCUGAAACUUUACUCACCGACAGAUACACCCAAGUGCUAUUUUACUGUGGUCUUCUGUGAGGUGGAGAUUACUUCCCCAGACAGCAAUUUAUUUUUCACUAUCCAAUCCACACAGAUCUACGACUACAUAGAAAAUUAGAUUUUCUGUUUGUUGAGGAAUUAAACUCGAGACCUGUGAAACAUGACAACACCACGAAAACCAUUGUAAGUAAGCCCAUUCGAGAUGCUAUGGGACAAGUUACUACUGGGGUGGGGUAUGUGAAUGGGGCCAAAGGAUAAAAAAGCAAUUACUGAUGGGAACCAACAUAAAUCCUUCUAUGUAUUGUACAUCAUUAAUAGAAAUUAUUUACCUUGUAUCAGUCCUAUCAAACCCUGACUAAAAAUAUUGAAUUUUUCUUCAAAAAAUUAUUCAACAGAAAAAUGUGUUCAUUGCACAAGUGAACACCAUUGGCUGUGUAAAGAGUAGUUAUAUAGUGUAAUUUUUCUCUAGUAUAAUGGAUUAGUGCUUUGGUAUUUGAUAAACUAUUUUAAAUAAUAGUUACCCAGGGCCGUGCAGUAAAAUAAAUCUAAACCAUUAAGUAACACAAAAUUUAUUAUAGAUAUUUAAGAGAAAAUAACAAAAUAAUGGUAUCAUUUAAAAUAUGUAGGUAAGUAGUAUUUAGAACAGGGAAAUAUGAAUAUAUAAAUAUGCUUGUUGUCACAACACAGUCUUAUACACCUACUAAGUGGUAUAACUUAGCUGAAAUUUUUGUCCAUAAACAUAGCCAUCUUAAUAUCCCGUUUACUGAGACCGUUGACAUCGUGAGAUGAUAAUGUAACCUGCAAAACAACGAUGAUAUUAUAUUGCUUACACUGUAUACUUAAAAAGCACUUUAGGCAUUACACUAGACAGGAAACUAUUAUACCUGUAGCUUAUUGUAAACAUUGAACCAUUCUGGAUGGUGGUCCAUUUUUUCAGCCAGAAGUGCUAUUCUGGUCAUGAAACCAAAAGCUUCAUUGAAAUUCUUAAAUUGGUAUUCCUUUUCAAUUGCAUCACGAUUGCUUUGUAAUUUCCAUCCUGCCUGUAGAAGUGAUUGAAGCUGUGUAUCACGCUCUUCUUGUGUUAAUUUAUCUCCCUGUUUAAAAUAAACAUUGUAAAAAUACCCAUAAACAUGCAUAUUAUAAUUAAAAAACACAGUAUUUAAAUUAUCUAUUCAAUUUCAACAUAUUAAAAGACUGAAACACUCUGAUUUUAACUAUUAUCACCAAUUUAUAUCACAAAUUUUGUAUAAUAUAAAGAAAAUUUUGUAUAUUAUAAUAUAAAGAAGAAAUAAAUCUAAAGAAAAAAGAUACAUAAUAUAAUGACUUGACAAUAUUUUUGUUAAUGUAAGCAGGUUUUACAGAAUUACUUACCAUUUUCCUCUUAGUGUUAGUGAGCGACGCAGACGAAGAACUCGCGAAUCUGACGAAUGGGACGGCAUUGAUUGGCGUCCGCGCUCGAGAGGCAACCGUCACCGACCUCGCAGGGUGAAAGUGUAGCGCUAAAGAGCCCGCCACGUACAAACGUCCACACAUUACCAUGGGUAACAUAAAUUGCAACCGCUUAUUUAAUAUGUUCACGUUAACAAUAUGUGGGUGCAGGUUGGUGUACUCUACCUGAACAGGAAGAUAUUAUCAUUUAAACAAGCAUCAACAAAAUUGGUAAAUUCAAGCUACUGACGUGCUUAUUAUUUUGUGUAACUUUUCCUAGAUUACUUAUAUUUUCCAAAUCAUCUUCGACCCAAAUAGUUAGAACUCCAUCCGCUUUAAGUUUUCCAACUGAUUUCGACUUCGUCGAUUCUGACAGGAUUAUCUAAACUUAAAACUAAAUAUAACAUCAGUCUGCCCUUUUCAUUCUGUAUAGAGAAUGACAGGGAUACACUGAUGUCAAAUUUAAGGUUAGCUUUAGAGAAUCCUCACCAAUGUACUAUAGUUUAAUGCGAUUCAAAAUAAGAUUAUGAAAGCCUCCAUCUGUCAAAUGUCGCUUGAAAAGUACGGUUUGCAAAAAAACCUUGAAACCCUUUUUUUAGCACUCCGCUAAAUCAAAAAUAAAAACCAAACAUUUGUAACAAUAACAAAUAUUUAUAAUUAAUAUCGGUUGAUAUUUUUUUUUUCACUUAUUGAGCUUCGGUCGUUAAUGGUUGAUAACCUAUCGUCAACCAAAUGUCACUUUGUUGCAUUCAGAAAUUCGAUUUCAAACUUUCAUUUACUUAAAGGAUGCAUGUUUGUAUGUGACCUAGUAAUAGUGCAUGAUUAUUCAUAACUACUCCGGCGGUAAUGCAGAGAUGAGCGGAAUAGAAGAGCUAGAUUCUGAUUAAUGUUUUUCUAACAGUCCUUAUAAAUAAAUAUUAUUAAAAAUCGGUGGUUUUUUUUUCUCAAUCUUAGUAAAUCAAUGUUAUUAAAAAAAUCUGAUGCUUUUUCUCACUUAAUCUUAGUAAAUAAGUUUUAUUAAAUAACUUUUUUUUGCUCACUCUACCUAUUUGGUUGGAAUUGACAGCUAUAACAUCACAAUAAGGCGCCCAGGGGGCCAAUCGCCUAACUGGAUUGCUUUGGAAAACGCUAUCGCUUACGAUUUCAUUUUGUU